Molecule: messenger RNA, 2248 nt
Organism: Onychostoma macrolepis
Lineage: Eukaryota; Metazoa; Chordata; Actinopteri; Cypriniformes; Cyprinidae
Gene: mtap
Product: methylthioadenosine phosphorylase
Exons: 8
Coding region: 73-915 (280 amino acids)
Biological process (GO): nucleoside metabolic process
Cellular component (GO): cytosol
Molecular function (GO): S-methyl-5-thioadenosine phosphorylase activity
Source: RefSeq, a predicted model, not a curated record
GGUGGCGCUAAUGCGCACCUUUCUUUUCAGUUUCCUAGUUCCUCUGAUAUUGUGUUUUACACGUGAAAGAAAAUGGCAUCGGACAGUCACAUAAAGAUAGGGAUAAUUGGUGGAUCUGGGCUUGAUGAUCCAGAUAUCCUGGAGGAAAGGACAGAACGGUAUGUAGGCACGCCAUUUGGAAAGCCGUCUGAUGCUCUAAUUUUGGGCAAAAUAAAGAAUGUCGAAUGUGUACUUCUUGCAAGGCAUGGGAGACAACACACCAUAAUGCCCACCAAUGUCAAUUACCAGGCCAAUAUUUGGGCCUUGAAGGAAGAGGGCUGUACUCAUCUGUUAGUCACCACAGCAUGCGGUUCCCUCAGAGAGGACAUCCAGCCUGGGGACAUUGUUUUGAUUGAUCAGUUUAUUGAUAGGACAACAAAACGUGUCCAGACAUUCUAUGAUGGGCAGUCCACCAGCCCCCCAGGUGUGUGCCACAUCCCUAUGGCUGAACCUUUCUGCAACAGGACUAGAGAGGUGCUCGUGGAGGUUGCCCAGGGACUCGGUGUGAAGUGUCACACCCGAGGGACAAUGGUGACCAUAGAGGGUCCUCGUUUCUCCUCUCGGGCAGAGAGCCUCAUGUUCAGACAAUGGGGUGCUGAUGUCAUCAACAUGACCACAGUACCGGAGGUGGUUCUUGCCAAGGAGGCCGGGCUGUGUUAUGCUAGUAUUGCAAUGGCAACUGAUUAUGACUGCUGGAAAGAGCACGAAGAGGCGGUGUGUGUGGACAAUGUUCUGAAAACCAUGAAAGAGAAUGCAAAUAAAGCGAGCAGCAUCCUGCUCACAGCAAUCCCACAGAUCUGUCAGAUGGACUGGGAGAGCACAAUAAAUGCACAAAAACUGAUGUCACAGUCAUCAGUAAUGUUGCCCAAACAUUAAAGUAUCCGGCCAUUGAGGAGCCAGCCAAGAUGUGGUGUCCACAGCUGCAAUCAUGUAUCUGUAAACAAGUGACAUUUCUACUAUUAUUAACCUAAAUAAAAAAGAAAAAUGGCUGUUAUUUUUCUCUUCAAAAUUGUGUUUGUUUAAAAUGUAAUGCAUGGUAUCAUUGCCAGAGGACAGGAUCUAUUGAUUAUCACAUUGUUUUCCAGUGCCUUUUAAUGGUAGCAGUAUAGUGUUGUUACACCUUGAAGUACCUUGGAUAAAUCAAAAUACAAGUAUAAAUAUUUUGGUUGGAUAUAAAACUAAAUACAUGUAUUUCAGAACCACAAAUAAAUAUAUGCUGUUUUUCCCUAUUAAAAUUGUGUGGGAUAUUAUUCAUUGUGCCACAUUUCAGUGCAAUGAUGAAACGCCUCCAUUUCGAGUCAGCAGCACAUUGCUUUUACAGAGUUUUGUGAAGAACAGAUGCAUAUUUGUAACAAAAAUUGGUAAACUUUGGUUGUCAGAAAUAAAUACUGUUUUCUCUUCAGUGUUUUUGCCUCGAGGAAUCGUAACAGAUCUCCGUGUAUCCUGUUUCUGUUAUAAUAUUCCUGCUUCCAAAAUGGAGGACGUCUAACUUGGAUUUCUGAUCUAAUUAUUUUCUGUUCCUUUCAUGUGAUUCGAUCAGCCAACCUGUCCCCUUGUUGUAUUCGGUCUAAUACGUAGCAAUCUCUUCAGAGAUAAACCCUCAAGUAGGCUAAUAGGUUCUCUUCAAAUAACCAUUUGUCUUUUGCACUUUGGUAAAUGUAACUGUCUCUAGGCUAGAACAAGCUUAAAAUAAUUUUACAUGUUGUUUUCUUUCUUUUAGCUGUCUUUCAUAGGUUUCACAGGUUAUUUGCAAUAUUCAGGAGGUAAACUGUGUAAAUAAAAAAAAAAAAAAUAAACUACGUUCCGCACAAUAUCAGUAUUUCUUUGCACUCAAAGCUGGCGAGGCGAUGAUAGGCUAAAGAACCCAAAUUAUGCGUUAUAAAGAAAAAUAAAAAUCACGGUGGCAUAUAGAGAGUUGCAUUUUGCCUGUGUAGCCUAUCAUAAAACAUCAUAAACUUAUCGAAAAUGUCUUUUCUCAGAGAACUGAGAAAUAUAAGCCAUAUAUUAAUAGGUUAUUUGGUUUGAGCGCAUACCCAAAUAAACGGAUGACUUCGUUAUCUUUCCUCGAUUUAACUCCAUUUAGCCCUAUAAUUCACCAUGCUAAGUAAAGAACAAAUAUUAUAGAUAUGUAAAAAAAAAUAAUUUGAUAUAUUAGCCGUAAUGCUGCGUCCAGAUACUUUUACUAGGGUGAUAUUAUCAUUAAUGUUUC